GAAUUCGAAAUCUCAUGCUACGGCGCGUGUAUAUCAGGUUGUUGUAGUUGUUGUUACUGACUUUUACUAAUUGCUUUCAUUCUUAAAUGUAAGUGCAUGCUAUAUGCCUCCAGAUCCUUCGGCUUACUUCCUCUUUUUCCAGCUUUCCUCACACGCUGGUCUACACUAUCCUCUAACACACAAAGUGCCGUCAGUCUAGACGCUAAGUGCUUAAGACCGAAAUUCAGGUUUGUUUUUAAGUGUGAUGGGUGAUUUGGAUAGCUCCCAUGUAACCUUGGUUGAUGGGUCUGUGUUGGAGAGUGUAUGUGCAUUUUAAGUCUGAAAAUCAUGUUCGCAUAGGGCGGUCAAAUCCUACGUAACGCUGUCUCGAUAGCAGUGAUAACGAAAAGACCCAUCGAGGUGUGUAAUAUUCGAGCUGGUAGACAGAAUCCAGGUCUCAGAAGUCAACACGCAGCUUCUCUCGAACUCGCUAGUAGAGUGUGCUGUGGUCAUUUAUCGUCGUGUGCAGUUGGAUCUACAGAAAUUCGGUUAAUACCUGGUCAGAUUUCUCCCGGUUCGUAUGAAGCUGAUGCUAAGACGGCAGGGUCAGUCUCACUGAUGCUACAAGCUGUAGCGCCAGUGUUAGCGUUUGCUUCCAAUCAGAGUGAACUGUUGUUGCGUGGUGGUACAGACACAUUGUUUGCACCUCCGAUCAACUAUAUGACUGAGGUAACAUCACAUUACUUUAGAAAAAUGGGUUUGGUUUGUGAGAUAAAAGUCCUUCGACGAGGGUUUCAUCCAUUAGGUGGAGGGAUUGUCAAAGUACUGGUUUCACCUCUAAAAGAGCCACUUUCCCCCAUUUCUUUGUUAAAUUCAGGAACCGUUGAGAAAGUCAGUGGUUAUUCUCUUGUUGCAGGAAGAGUUCCACUAAAGGUUGCUCAUGAAGUGAAAGAUGAAGCGUUGCGUUGUCUUAGCAAAUGUUUCUCAUGUCCUAUAAAUAUUGAUUCAUUCCAAGAAAGCAGUGAUCGUUGUAAGGGCAACGUUGCGGCAUUUAUGUUCGUUAUGCAUACUUCAACAGAUUGCCGUUUGGCCGUUACUGGAAUUAUUAAUCCUCGAGAUCAUCAUUAUAGGCAAAUGGUCUCAGAAGCCUGUCAGUCACUUUAUAACUAUUCCAAAAUUGGAGUAUGUUGUGACGAUUAUAUGCAAGAUCAGCUUAUAAUGCUUAUGGCUUUAGCUAAGGGAAAUUCACAAAUACGUUGCGGGCCGUUGACAUUACAUACAAAGACUGCAAUAUACGUUGCGGAACACUUACUUGGUGUUAAAUUCGAAGUAAUCACGAAUGAUGGAUCUUCAGUCAUAUCGUGCAAUGGUGUUGGAUACACACCCGAACAUUUGAAAAAUUCUUGUUCAUAAUUCUUCUUUUAAUGUUUAACAGUGCUUUCAAUUUCACUUGUGUUGUUUAUCUCCUGCUUUGUUCUUUUUAUUAGAAAGAAUUUUGAGUCUG
This is a messenger RNA of Schistosoma margrebowiei, 1483 nucleotides long. NCBI's taxonomy places the organism in Eukaryota, Metazoa, Platyhelminthes, Trematoda, Strigeidida, Schistosomatidae. The record is from the annotation of a GenBank genome assembly.